UACGACAUAGACGGUCGGCUGAGCGCCUGGGCUCAUAGUGCCGCCGAACCCGUAACCGACUUUUUUUCCACAGCAGGUUUAAGGCACAUCUUUCCUCACGAUGGAGCGACCACAGUGGUACUGGUGUGUGCAUGCCUUGAACAUCUUCCCCCUGCUGCGCGUCAGAGCGGGCGGAAGUAGGCUUCGGUUUGCCGGUGGUCGUCGACAGUCUUGUGCUUGUGGUUCUUCUUCUUCUUCUUGUUCGGUCGGUCGGUCGUCGUGGGUGGUUGAGCGGAUGCCAACAACGAAAGAGACCUCUCCUUCCUCACAUCGACGUUUACGGCAUAGACGGUCGACUAAGCGCUUGGGCUUAUAGUGUCGCCGAACCCGUAACCGACUUGUUUUCCACAGCAGGUUUAAGGCACUGGCUUUCCGCGCGAUGGAGCGACCACAACGCCUUCUGGCGACUAAUGUGCAUGCCUUGAACGUCUGUCCCCCGAGCCGAUGUCGUCUAAGUGGACGCUUGACAAGACGCUGCGCGUCGGUGGAGGUCGGAGGAGGCCUCUUUUCGCCGAUGGUUGACGACAGUCUUGUGAAUCUUCUUCUUGUUCGGUCGGUCGGUCG
Neohortaea acidophila is the source of this 603-nucleotide messenger RNA. RefSeq lists its product as uncharacterized. NCBI's taxonomy places the organism in Eukaryota, Fungi, Ascomycota, Dothideomycetes, Mycosphaerellales, Teratosphaeriaceae. The transcript has 2 exons. The record is from RefSeq and is a predicted model, not a curated record. The annotation marks the transcript as partial.